AUCGCAUGUCAAAACUCGGGUUAGAAACUCAUGGCCUGACUAGCUGCUAAGUGCUAACAACUCCUUCCUCCAUCGAAAGAGACCGAGCCAGCCAUCGCCAUAUGCUCUUUCUAAAACCCUAACCUCAGAAACCUCAGAAAUUCACUCACUCUUGAAAACUUGCAGCAAUCAUGUACGGUGGUGAUGAAGUGUCAGCUAUAGUCAUUGACUUCGGUUCUCACACUUGCAAAGCUGGUUAUGCCGGCGAGGACGCACCCAAGGCCGUCUUUCCUUCUGUUGUGGGAUCAAUUGAUCAAAUGGAUGUUGAUGACAUGACAAGCAACGAGAAGAAUGCUGCUGUAGAUUCUAAAAAUAGUGUCAAAGAUUCUGAAAAAGGGAAGGGAAAACGUAAAUUAUUUGUAGGAUCUCAGGCCUUAGGGUUUCGUCGGGACCAUAUGGAGGUGUUAUCCCCUUUUAAGGAUGGGAUUGUUGCUGACUGGGAUAUUGUGGAUAACAUAUGGGAUCAUGCUUUCAGGGAGUGUCUAUUGAUUGAUCCAAAGGAGCAUCCAAUGCUACUUGCAGAACCUUCAUCCAACAGUCAACAACAGAGAGAAAGGACAGCAGAGCUUAUGUUUGAAAAGUACACUGCUCCUGCAUUAUUUUUGGCGAAGAAUGCUGUUUUAACAUCUUUUGCAUCAGGACGUGCUACCUCGCUAGUUGUUGAUAGUGGUGGAGGAUCAACUACAAUUGCGCCAGUCCAUGAUGGUUAUGUUAUUCAAAAGGCUGUGGCCUUUUCUCCUAUUGGGGGAGAACUUCUUACUGAUUGCUUGAUGAAAAGCUUGGAGAGCAAAGGGGUCAUGAUAAAACCAAGGUACUCUUUCAAAAGAAAGGAAAUACAGCCGGGCGUGUUUCAGACAGUGGAUCUUAAUUUGCAAAAUACAACUGAAAGCUACAGACUCUACUCUCAGAGAGUGAUUGCAAGUGAUAUCAAGGAAUGUGUGUGUCGUGCACCAGAUACGCCCUAUGAUGAAAGUUCAUACUCAAACAUUCCAAUGACUCCAUAUGAGCUUCCGGAUGGCCAGACAAUUGAAAUUGGAGCUGAUAGAUUCAAGAUUCCAGAUAUUCUAUUCAAUCCAUCCUUGGUUCAGACAAUUCCUGGUAUGGAUAAUUUUGUGGAGAUUGCUCCUAGUGUUCGCGGUUUGCCACAAAUGGUUAUUGAAAGCAUUAAUAAGUGUGAUGUUGAUAUUCGAAGAGAACUGUUCAGUAGUAUACUGCUUGCUGGUGGAACAGCAUCAAUGCAACAGUUGAAGGAACGGCUUGAGAAAGAUUUGCUUGAGGAGUCUCCUCAAGCUGCCAGAGUUAAAGUGCUGGCUAGUGGAAAUGCAACUGAAAGGAGAUUCAGUGUCUGGAUAGGAGGGAGUAUAUUGGCAUCUCUUGGUUCAUUCCAGCAGAUGUGGUUCUCCAAGGCCGAGUAUGAAGAGCAUGGGGCGUCUUAUGUACAGAGAAAAUGCCCUUGAUACAAUAUUUGUGAAGGUAGCUGUGCAGAAGGUUGUAUCAGUUUUCGUGGUGGAUAAUUUUAUGGUUGGUGAAGCUGUCUUUCAUGUCAUCUGAGUGCUAACAUUUUGGGGAUCAUAUAGAUUCCAAGCAAGUUCAGAGCAUCCACUGCCACCACGAAAAAUUAGCUUAGAUUACAUUAUUAUCAUCAUCAUUUUCCUGACUUUGCUUAACAUUAGCUUUGUAUCAGCAUUUUCCAUCUUGCAUCCCCUUCACGCAUGCCGUGACUAACUAUUUGACCCUCUAGCAUAGGUCGAUGCCCAUUUGUAUGGACCGCCAAGGGUUGUCUAUAUAACAUGUUACUAUUGACAAA
Molecule: messenger RNA, 1846 nt
Organism: Populus nigra (black poplar)
Lineage: Eukaryota; Viridiplantae; Streptophyta; Magnoliopsida; Malpighiales; Salicaceae
Product: actin-related protein 4-like
Exons: 20
Coding region: 171-1496 (441 amino acids)
Biological process (GO): regulation of transcription by RNA polymerase II
Cellular component (GO): NuA4 histone acetyltransferase complex; SWI/SNF complex
Molecular function (GO): chromatin binding
Source: RefSeq, a predicted model, not a curated record